Calliphora vicina (urban bluebottle blowfly) is the source of this 552-nucleotide messenger RNA. It is a transcript of the gene mRpL52, whose product is annotated as mitochondrial ribosomal protein L52. The coding region runs from base 81 to 464 and encodes 127 amino acids. Gene Ontology annotation, molecular function: structural constituent of ribosome. Gene Ontology annotation, biological process: mitochondrial translation. Lineage: Eukaryota; Metazoa; Arthropoda; Insecta; Diptera; Calliphoridae. The transcript has 3 exons. The record is from RefSeq and is a predicted model, not a curated record. Gene Ontology annotation, cellular component: mitochondrial large ribosomal subunit.
GUUUAGGAUUUUUGUUGAACAAGAAAUUUUUGUAAAUAAAGACAUAUUUAAAGAUUUUUUAAUUAAAAUACACUUGAAACAUGUUUAAAAUUACCAAAAGCUCUACACAAUUAAUUAAAAGCACAUUGACUAGAAAUGUCUCGUGCACGGCUAAAUUAUCGCUGGAUCAAAAGUGGCGUGAGGAACAAGGUUUGCCAGCCAAUCCCAAUGAGUUUGGACCUCUUACUAAUUUGCCCGAUUAUACAUUUUUGGAUGGUCGUCCCACACCCAUGGGCUCAAAUCAGAAGAAACGCAUAAUUAAACAGCAAGAAAUUGCCGCUAAAAUUGUUACCAUGAGCAAAGAAUUGGAUUCGGCCAAACAGCGUUACAAACAAUUGCAGGAACACCAGCAAAAGGAAAGGCAAUCGAUUAUGCAAGCAAAGUUAAAGCCCAAAGGCAAAUAUAUGUUGGAACAGAAAAAGUGAGCAGCUAAAUCUCUAUGAGAUGUUACAAAAAUAAGUGUUAAGGUCUUUAAAUGUUAAAUAUUUGUUAAAUAAAAUCAAAUAUACAAAA